GGUACCAUGGCCCCCAAACUCAUCACCCUCCUGUGUCUGGGAUUCUGUCUGAACCAGAAGAUCUGCACACAUGUGGGUGCUCAGGACGAAUUCUCCCUGUCAGCCUGGCCGAGCCCUCGGGUUCCCCUAGGAGGACGUGUGACUCUCUCCUGUCAUUCCCGUCUUCAGUUUGUCAUGUUCACAAUAUUCCAAACAACAGGGAGCCAAAUCCGUAAGUCGUACACUGGCCUUUCCAACCACGUCACCAUCAACCCUGUGACCCCAGGACACGCAGGGACCUACAGAUGUGCUGGAAUUUACAAGCACACCUCAAAACAGUCAGCUGGGAGCAAAUCCCUGAAGAUCAUCGUCACAGGCUUGUUCACCAAACCCUCCAUCUCAGCGCACCCAAGCUCCCUGGUGCACACAGGAGCCAGGGUGAGCCUGCGCUGUCGCUCACCACUGGCCUUCGAUGAAUUUGUCUUAUACAAAGAGGAGCACACGCAGCACUCUCAGCAGCUUGACGAGGGGAUGGAGGCUGGGAGCCACUACGUCCAGGCUGUCUUUUCCAUGGGUCCUAUAACGCCUGCCCAUGCAGGAACCUACAGAUGCUGUGGUUCUUUCAAUCACUCCCCCUAUGAGUGGUCGGCUCCCAGUGACCCCCUGGAUAUUGUGAUCACAGGAAAAUACAAAAAGCCUUCUCUCUCCACCCAGGUGGACCCCAUGAUGAGGUUGGGACAGAAGCUGAACUUCUUCUGCAGCUCUGAAAUCUCAUUUGACCGGUACCACUUGUUCAGAGACGGGGUUGCUCAUGGACAGUGGCUCAGUGGAGGGCAGAGGCACAGUGGAGCAUCCCAGGCCCACUUUUCUGUGGGCCCCGCAACGCCAGUCCCCGGCGGGACCUAUAGAUGCUAUGGUUCUUUCAAUGACUCUCCCUAUGAGUGGUCAGCCCCCAGUGACCCCCUGCACCUUUGCGUCACAGAAAACACUAAGAGUACUCCUCUGUCAUUCGUGGAAUCCACCCCUGAAUCUGACAUACAUCUUCCUCAAGGACAGUCCAGCAACAACCUGAAUAUCCUCAUUGGACUCUCAGUAGCCAUCAUCUCCAUUGGCGUGUGCCUCUCUGCUUUUAUCGGUUUCAGGUGUUACAUAAAAUAUUACACCACCAUGGCAAACACAGAGCCCAUGGAAGGCCACCGGAUGGAUGAAGGGGGCCCUGCAGCGGAAGAGACGCAGGAGGUGAUGUAUGCCCAGUUGAACCACCAGACCCUCUCCCAGACAGGACUCACUCCUGCCUCCCCGUGUCCCAAGUACCUCUCGGAGGAUCCCAGUAUCUACGUCACCGUCCACCAAGCCCAGGCUGAGGCCAGAGCUGCCCCCGGUCUUUGCCACAGAGGUCAUUAAUACG
Molecule: messenger RNA, 1387 nt
Organism: Macaca mulatta (Rhesus monkey)
Lineage: Eukaryota; Metazoa; Chordata; Mammalia; Primates; Cercopithecidae
Gene: KIR3DL0
Product: killer immunoglobulin-like receptor KIR3DL0
Biological process (GO): immune response-regulating signaling pathway
Cellular component (GO): plasma membrane
Source: RefSeq, marked provisional